GAACUUGACGUUUCCAUCCUGCUCAUGAGUGUCAGGCGGUUCAGAAAGGAAAGAUCAUUAAAACACAUAUUUGGUAGCCGCAGAAACUCACCAUGUCAACCGUAAUCCUAGGAGGGGGAAUCAUCGGAUCUUCCAUCGCCUAUUACCUAUCCGAAUCCAAACAAGCAGGGGACGUGCACAUAAUUGAGUCAUCUUCACAAUUAUUUAGCGGUGCAUCUGGCUAUGCUGCUGGCUUUCUUGCCAAAGAUUGGUUUGCGCCUUCUCUUGCUUCCCUGGGCGAGCUUUCCUUCAAUCUACACGAGUCUCUAGCAACAGAGCAUGGCGGUGCAGAAAAAUGGGGCUAUAUGAAAGGGACGGCGCUUAGUUUGGCUCCUCCUGUGAGCAGCAAAUUCGGUGUUCAUGGUGAUGACUGGCUCAGUGCAGGUGCCAGUCGAGCCGAGAUGGCGGGUGGAUCGAACGAGUCGGCUACAGUUGAAGUCCCAGAGUGGUUGACUAGACAAAAGGGAUUGGCAUUGGAGAAAAUUAGUGACGAGGACACUGCUCAGGUGGACCCAUUCAAAUUGUCCGCAUUUCUCAUAGACUCGGCAAUCUCUCGCGGUGUUCAACUUCACCAACCUGCCAGGGCCAUCUCGCUUGUCACUGACCAAGAAAGCGACCCCAUCACAGAGAUCACAAUCCAGAAUGUCGAGUCGGGUACGGAAACCACUAUACCAUGCACAAACCUGAUCGUGUGUGCCGGGCCUUGGACCCCACGCGUGUUCCAUGAUCUUUUUCCAUCCUCUCAGCUCGAUAUACCCGUUUCCUCACUGGCGGGGUAUUCUCUUGUUCUCCGCUCCCCGAGAUAUACACUGGAUGACGAACAGAAACUGCAUGAGGGCCGCAGCCAUGCCAUAUUCUCUGAGAAUCCCGGAUCGUCCGGGUUCAGUCCGGAAGUUUUCUCGCGUCAGGGUGCUGAGAUCUAUAUUGCCGGUCUAAACAGUCCUCAAACAAAACUUCCCCCGCGCGCAGAGGACACUGUAAAUCUCAAGCAACAAAAGGACCUCGAAAGACUUAAAUCAGUAUCUAUCCAGCUUUUGGGGAGGCUUACAGAUGAAGCCGCGGAGUCAGGCGAAGGGAGCCCUAAUAUCGAUGAUUUGGAAGUUGUUCGUGAAGGAUUGUGUUUCCGUCCUAUUUCAAGAUUGGGAGUACCGAUAGUUUCAAGAGUAGGGGAUAGUUCACUGGGAAGGGGCUUCAAGAGUUCUCACGAAGGAGGCGUGUUUGUUGCUUCGGGACAUGGGCCCUGGGGAAUCUCAUUAUCUUUGGGAACUGGGAAGGUUAUUGCGGAUAUGGUAAGAGGCGUUGAACCUGGGGCGAAUGUGAAUGAUCUGAGCAUAUAGCAAAAAUGGAAAAGGAAAGAGGGAGGGAACCAGGGAUUGGUAUAGUAGUCCUGGCUAAUAAAUGUACAAAAAAACGAAAACAUACAACAGCCGGG
This is a messenger RNA of Aspergillus steynii IBT 23096, 1471 nucleotides long. Its product is annotated as NAD(P)/FAD-dependent oxidoreductase. Gene Ontology annotation, molecular function: oxidoreductase activity. Lineage: Eukaryota; Fungi; Ascomycota; Eurotiomycetes; Eurotiales; Aspergillaceae. The record is from RefSeq and is a predicted model, not a curated record. Gene Ontology annotation, biological process: retrograde transport, endosome to Golgi. Gene Ontology annotation, cellular component: cytoplasm; late endosome. The transcript has 3 exons. Bases 93 to 1376 code for a protein of 427 amino acids.